Molecule: messenger RNA, 895 nt
Organism: Tribolium castaneum (red flour beetle)
Lineage: Eukaryota; Metazoa; Arthropoda; Insecta; Coleoptera; Tenebrionidae
Gene: kri
Product: krishah
Exons: 4
Coding region: 17-679 (220 amino acids)
Cellular component (GO): cytoplasm
Molecular function (GO): ribosylnicotinamide kinase activity
Source: RefSeq, a predicted model, not a curated record
UUCUAUAACAAAAAACAUGGGAAAUGCCGAAUUGGAUAUAAUUGAUGGGGCCGAUUAUGUUAAUCAUUACAAAAACUUAAAGAUCUUGCAUUGCAACAAUCAAAUUAAAGAGCUUCAAACAAUUUUACGAGACAGGGAGACUUCAAGGAGCGAUUUUAAGUUUUCUGCUGAUAGACUUAUCCGCUUAGUUAUUGAGGAAAGUCUAAACCAGUUGCCGUUCACUGACUGUAAAGUGAAAACUCCAACAAAUUCGAUUUAUGAUGGCUUGAAAUACAAGUCGGGGAAUUGUGGGGUGUCUAUUGUACGCUCUGGGGAAGCUAUGGAGCAGGGGUUGCGAGACUGUUGUCGUAGUAUUAGGAUAGGAAAAAUUUUGGUUGAAUCUGAUGCUGACACUCACGAGGCUAAAGUGGUCUAUGCCAGGUUUCCAGAAGACAUUGCCCAAAGACACGUUUUGCUGAUGUAUCCAAUCAUGUCAACGGGGAAUACCGUCAGCAAAGCUGUUACAGUUUUAAAGGAGCACAAAGUCAAAGAAGAAAAUAUUAUUUUAAGUAAUUUAUUUUGCACACCUGCUGCUGUACAAACGGUCUUAGAAUCGUUUCCAAAAUUAAAAAUGUUGACUUCGGAGGUUCAUCCAGUGGCCCCGAAUCAUUUUGGACAAAAGUAUUUUGGUACUGAUUGAAAGGACUUCUUUCAAAGUUUGUGAUUUAUAUUAUUAGCAUUUAAUAUUUGUUAGAUCAAUAAAAUUUGCACGAGUGCAUAUUACUUAAUUUUGAAAGGUUUGAAAUUUUUAUUUUUGGAUACGUUGUGCCAAAUGUGUGCGAAUAUUUAAUCCCUUUUGUGUAAUUUAUUUGUCUUGUGUUGUAGUUUUCUGUUAAUAAAGCAGUAUGAAAAUUAA